Molecule: messenger RNA, 945 nt
Organism: Entamoeba dispar SAW760
Lineage: Eukaryota; Evosea; Mastigamoebida; Endamoebidae
Exons: 1
Biological process (GO): intracellular protein transport; vesicle-mediated transport
Cellular component (GO): clathrin adaptor complex; membrane coat
Source: RefSeq, a predicted model, not a curated record
AAUAAUGAUUUAUUUAAUAUUUUAACUUCUCCAGUUUCUACAAAUCAACAAAUAACUUCUUCUUCUUCAUUAAAUCAAUCAAUUCAACAACAACAACUCUCUAAUCAACCUAAUGAUGUAUUUGAUUUUGGUGGAUCUGAUAUAAAUCAAAUUCAACAACAACCUAAAGAAGAAAUAAAUAUUAAACCAAGUGAAAAUACAGAAAAAUAUGAUGGAUGUGUAUGUCAUAAUAUUAAAGAACAAAUGGAAAAUAUUAUGAUAAAUAAUCAUAACAAAUUAAUUUUAGCAUUUGAAGGAGUAUUAUAUCAAGAUGAUACUAUCCAAAUUGGACUUAAAAGUGCAUUAGAAUCACCAAUGUGUAAAUUUGCAUUAUUCUUUGGAAAUAGAAUUUCAGAAGAAGUUGAAUUAAAUUAUAUCAUUGAAUGUCCAAAUGGAUUAACAUGUAAUUCUGGUGAAUAUAAUGGAAAAAUUGGAAUUAAAAGUCAAAUUCAAUCUAUUGCUCAAUUUACAAUCUCUGGAUUUUAUUAUCAAUCCCCAAUAAUUAAUAUCACAUAUAAAUCAAGUUCAAUUAAAAAUAAAAUUGCAUUCUCACUCCCAUUAACUGUAAAUGCAUUCCUUGUUCAAGAACCAUUAGAACCAAAUAUUUUUAUGCAAUAUUGGAAUACUAUUGGUAAUACCACUGAAAAGAAAAGUAUUGUUCAAAUGAAACAAAACAAUACGAUUGAUUUACCAACAAUUCUUGGUGGAAUGAGAUUUAUUUGUUUAGAUGUGAAACCUGAACAAAUUGUUGCUUGUUCUUCAUUCCCUUCUUUCCAAAAUAUUUAUGUCUUAUUGAGAAUUGAAAUUAAUAUUGCUUCAAAUAAGGCGUGCAUUUAUGUCAGAGCUCAAGACCCUUCCCUUGCCAAAGUGAUUCAUAAUUUAUUAUGUUAUGAAAUUGCUGCUUAA